Molecule: messenger RNA, 890 nt
Organism: Trematosphaeria pertusa
Lineage: Eukaryota; Fungi; Ascomycota; Dothideomycetes; Pleosporales; Trematosphaeriaceae
Exons: 2
Coding region: 54-458 (134 amino acids)
Source: RefSeq, a predicted model, not a curated record
AGCGGCUCCGCGCAUAGUGCGAGCUUGAAUGAACCUCACUCCAGCUGCUGGCGAUGCUUUCCGCAUUGCAGCCCUCGCGGCCAAAGCCGGCACAGCAAACCUCGCGCCCAGCCUACGCUCAUCAACAGACGCGCGCGACACAUGAGACCCCGCACCACUCUGUACCCCUCUCAGACGCACCCAAUCUCUCCAAGCCCAUGAGCAAUCCGAAUCCUCCCAAACCGCGAUCGCAAAUAGAAGCCAUGCCGCCGUUCAGUCCCGCAGCGCCUAUGCUGCCAACACAGCGGAUGGUGUACGACAGCGCGGUGCGACACCCUGUCUUCUUCACCGAGCAGCUCCGCAAACCGCCCUUCCCGAUACCACAGAUAGCAAGCCAGGGUUGGAGCCCGGUCGCGAGCGGAUAUAUUCAGGAGCAGAGGAAGGCGGACGCGAGCGGGAUACCUAAGACGAAGCUGUGAGGAUUUGGCACACUCAUGACGGCUAGGACGGCAAGUGAGUGGGAAGAUAUGAGACGAGAUUAUACAGCAUGUAGCGAUGCUGUUCAUGGACAUGAUGGAUUUGUACAUGCUUCUUGUGCGGAGCUUGACGAGGGUCUCGGUGUUCGUAUAAUGGGAAGGAGAGACGCUCGUGCGUGUCCAGGCACCUCAGGGCGCCACCCCACAUAGGUAUCUUAUGAUGGAAAGUCUCAGAGCGUAAAGCUAGAUAGGUGGAGAAGGUCGUGCUGGUAUUAGCAACAGCAGCACUGGAUUGCAUCAUGCGCAGGCGUAAGGAGUGUCAGCAAAAUCGGAGGUCCUCCCAAGUAUUUUCAAGCUCCAUUAGUAUGCCCAUCUCCCCGAUUCAGAGGUUUUCAAUAUCACAAAUUAUUUGAGCAGGUCAUGAUUCAUUACUAU